AUGGAUAGAAAUUUCGAGUUUGGUAACUCGAACAAUGGGUUAACCAAUUUUAAUAACAACGAUACACAUAAUUUAAAUUUCUCAUUUAACUCAAACGAUGAUUUAACUCAUUUAGGCAAAUUAAAAAACGAAUUGCGGGAAAGCCUGGAAUUUCUGGAAACAAAGAUUAAAACAGAGCCCACAAAUAAUCAGGAAUGGCAAAUCAUAUUGGACCGUAAAAAUAGCACUAAAACCAAAUUAAAUUCCGCAAAUUCUCAAUUAAACCAACUUCUAAAGCAGAAUUCAAUGAACUCAAACAGUGUAAAAUAUGUACAAAUACAGAGAUAUAGUAGUAUUUUUGAUCAAUUGACAUCGGAGUUUAACAAUGUUAGUAAACAAUUGGAUAGCAAAUACCAAAGGUUUGUACUGUUCAGUUCACCCAACCAGUAUUACACCGAAAAUGAAAAGAAUACAAAAGUAUUUUACUCCAAUAAAGGUGUAGUGGAGGCCAUAAAAGAUGUGGAAUCGCUUGAAGACCAGGCUAAAAUGAACCUGGAAAUGAUAAAAAGAGGUAACAGAAGGUUACUGAAAGCAUAUAAUAGAGUAAAUACAAUGAUAAAUAAACACUUGGUAGAUGUAAACAAACUUCAGAAAAGUAUCUCCUACAUCAUGGCCAGAAAUAGAAUGAUAUUCGCAAUCAUAAUAGGAAUUUUCUUAUUUUUUGUACUAUAUAAGAUAUUUUCAUUGUUUUCUUAA
Messenger RNA from Theileria orientalis strain Shintoku, 735 nucleotides. RefSeq lists its product as hypothetical. Bases 1 to 735 code for a protein of 244 amino acids. The transcript has a single exon. The record is from RefSeq and is a predicted model, not a curated record. NCBI's taxonomy places the organism in Eukaryota, Apicomplexa, Aconoidasida, Piroplasmida, Theileriidae.